AUGACAUACUGGUACAUAGAUAUUGUAUUUUUCUACCACGUGGGGCUGGCCUUUAUUAAGUCGUUUGUGGUAAAUCAGUAGCCCAAGUAUAAGCACAUUUUCUUAGUCUAAGUAGUAAUGGAAGACCUACCGUAUGACGUGAAAACAUUUCUUCAGAUGCAUCCUUUCCUGGAGCUUACUGACGCCAAAAAGAUCAAAUGUACACUGAAUGGACACGAAUUUCCUUGUAACCUCACAGAACUCCAAAAAUUCACAUCGGGGAAGAAAUACAAGAGAUUAAGCGCCUCUGCAGAAUUCUCCUAUAGUCAGUAUGAACCCCACAUAGUGCCAAGUACAAAGCAGCCCAAUCAUCUUUUUUGCAAAUUGACUCUCCGACACAUCAAUCGUGUUCCACACCAUGUCUUGCGCCAUGUCAGUGGCAAGCGGUAUCAGCGAGCGCUACAGAGAUAUGAGGAGUGUGUGAAAAAUGGUGUAGAGUUUGUUCCGGUCAAGCUCAAACAGAAGAAGAAAUUUCAGGAUGACAGCAUGAUGACAAGUGAGAACAAAAGAGAGAAGAAUAAGAAGAUGGACUCUGAGUUUUGGGCACCAAAUUCCAGUGAGGGAGAGGGCAGUGAUUCAGAGGACAGCCUUGCAGACCUUUACCCACCGACUUUGUUCACUUUGAGGACGGCAGAGGGAGAAGAGGAGAUGAAAGAGAAAGAUGAGGAAGAAGAUGAGUUUCAGACUGAUGAUGAGGACAUGGAUGUUAUGGAAGCUGGUGAUCAGGCAUCGCAGAAACGCAGGAAGGUCCAGCCUGGUGGUUUUAAGAAAUUCAAGAAAAACAAGAAAAGGCAAGGCUUUAAGAGGAUAGGUACAGUUAAGAAUGGAAAAUAAAGCAUUCAACCAUGA
Chanos chanos (milkfish) is the source of this 888-nucleotide messenger RNA. RefSeq names its product surfeit 2 (gene surf2). The coding region runs from base 118 to 873 and encodes 251 amino acids. The transcript is spliced from 6 exons. The record is from RefSeq and is a predicted model, not a curated record. Lineage: Eukaryota; Metazoa; Chordata; Actinopteri; Gonorynchiformes; Chanidae.